AUGAGCACGACCCAGCCCGACACCGAAACCCUGUCCCCUCCCACCGGGUCGAAAUAUCGCUUCAUCAGAAACAAACCUCCAAAGAAACGUUCCUCACAAGCAUGCCUCGAGUGCCGUCGGCGAAAGGUCCGUUGCGAUAUCGUAGCGCAGAAGCCAGCCUCUUGCACAAACUGUCGGCUUGAUGGGGUUACCUGUGAGCUAGGGCGAAGAAAGAGACGGCCACCAAGACACGAGACCGUCCAACCCUCCCCUCCAACGCCCGACUCCUCCAUCUCAUCCCAUCGGCAUUUUCAUGCGAAUCCAGAAGUGGAUGCGCCGACCCAGCAUGAUGACCGUGGUGCCUUCGAUAUCCUUUCGAGCCCAGCGUUCGCUUUUCACGACACGCCUCGGCAAAACCUCAACCCGGAGAUCACUGCUCCUGCACUCUCGUGCCUUGCAAAACUAGCUACAGACAUUAACCUGCCCCCUUUCAUCAAACCGUUCCCCGAUACCCUACAGGCCGAGGAUUGGCAAUACCUCUGCGCGAAGAAAUGCUUCGACUUCCCACCCCCAGAUUUUGAAAAAAUCAUCUUUCAGCGAUUUGCCGAGUUCGUCCAUCCACUUCUUCCCCUGGUUGAUGUGCCCGAUGUGCUUUCCACCAUCAGUGGAGAGUCUCCAACCAAAAUAUCUCUCCUGCUCUACCAUACGUUGAUUGGAGCGGGCCUUGCUGCCGUGGAACUGGAUGAGAUCAAGAGAUAUGGAUACGAGAGCAAGGCGGCCGCAAGAAAUAACUUUUACUCUAAGGCAAAGGCACUCCUUGACAUGGAGGUGGAGCCUGAUCGUAUGACUACCUGUCAGGCGGCCUUGUUGUUCAUUAGCUGGUCGAGCAACAACGAUCCGAAAGAUGGAAUGCAUUGGACGGGAAUUGCUCUCACCCAAGCGUACUCCAUUGCUCUUCAAAAGACAGCUAAUAAUGCCGAUUCGCCCCUGAAGAGACGCCUUUGGUGGACGUUGGUGAUGAAGGAAGCCGAUGUCUGCCUUUCAAUGGGAAAGCCACCGCGCAUAAUGGCUCUGGAUCAACUCAUGCUGGAUCAUGCGGACUUUGGCAGCAGCGGGCGAGAUGCAUCUUCGCAACAUAUGCUUGAAGCAGCCUGUAUUGAGAAGGUAAAGCUUUGUCUUAUCAUUCAUCGGGUUUUGCGCCUGUUGCAUACUGUUGAUCGACGAAACAUUACUCCGGGAGCCCAAGAUUCCAGAGUAUGGCAAAUGGACUCGGAAUUGCAAGACUGGAAACAUCAAGCGCCUUUUGACCUGUGGCGUUUUUCAGAUGAUUUCGACGCGAAACGAGUACUCCUCACCGUCUCAAUGGUCAAGUUGAGCUACUUGAUGGCUGCCAUAAUGCUGCACAAGCCCGAAGUUCCCAUCAAGAAAUGGACAAAGUGUAUGGAAGAGACGCCCGACCUUUAUCUGGACGAGGAGCUUUGCAGAUAUCAAGCCCAUGCGAGAGCGAUGAGAAGAGCUGCCGAUGACAUGACUCGCAUCCACAAAGAUCUGCACGAUGCUGGUCUGACAAGUGUAAUCCCUGCUCUUGGAGUCGCGACUAUCUGUGCGGCGGUCAGUGUCCAUUUGCUGGACGCCCGUUCGACAAGCGAAGCAAUACGGGCUAGGAGUCUGCAGCAACUCGAUGCUUGCUUGAUUGUUUUGCGGGAAGUCAAGAAUAUCCACUACACUGCGGGCGAAGUUGCAAAGAUCGUCGAAGGUGCUAUCAGAGCUGUGCGCGAGAAUAGGUCACUGGAAAUAAUGAAGCAGUCCGGAACUGCCCAGACCAUUUGCAAUGCCCUUCCCCACGCCGAAGACAUAUCAGAGCAAAACGGGCAAGACGGCUCAGCAGCAAAUAUCUGGAUCGAUCCUUCGCUUGACGUGGAAUAUCUUUUCAACUUUGAUUUUGAAAGGGACCUCUUUUUCGAGUAG
Cladophialophora psammophila CBS 110553 is the source of this 1947-nucleotide messenger RNA. RefSeq lists its product as uncharacterized. Gene Ontology annotation, biological process: regulation of DNA-templated transcription; DNA-templated transcription. Gene Ontology annotation, molecular function: DNA binding; zinc ion binding; DNA-binding transcription factor activity, RNA polymerase II-specific. NCBI's taxonomy places the organism in Eukaryota, Fungi, Ascomycota, Eurotiomycetes, Chaetothyriales, Herpotrichiellaceae. The record is from RefSeq and is a predicted model, not a curated record. The transcript has 3 exons. Bases 1 to 1947 code for a protein of 648 amino acids.